UCAAAACAAGAAUGACCUAUGUCAGAGUGGACUCUCGGUUGGGAAAAUGAUAUCAUAAUUUAUAAAAUGAAGAUUUGUUUGUACCAGUAAUGAAACUAAUUAAGGCAUGAAAAAUGGGUGAACGAUUCCGGCAGUUUUUCCAAAGAGUAAAAGACAAAAUACAGUACCCCGCCCUUAAAACAAACAGCCGGGAAAAAGUCGACCAGCUGAUUACCAAGUAUGUACCAGCCACUAGAGUCAGUGAGAUCGCCGAGAAGUUUAGGCAUGAGAGUAUCACAAACAAAGUGAAAGAGUUGGUAUCCAGAUAUGAAAAAUUUACUGGCAUCGAAGAAAUUAUGGCCAUACAAAACACUGUAGUUGAAGCCCAGGAGCGAUUUAUUACUGCCCAAGAUAAAAGACGUGAUCUUGGUAAAGAACUUGCAUCAAUUGAAGCCAGGCUGAAGGAGUUACAUGCGGAGAUGCAGAACAUUAUGAAAGGGGACGAAAAAUAUCUACAGCUCUGCACAGAGGAACACAAGUUGAUAAUCCAAGAGCGUGCCCUGCGUACAUUAUUUUCUGAUGCUGAGCGUGAGGAGAGGGAACUAUUUGCCACCAUGUCAGCUGCGGUAAAACUCGGUCAUGAACGAGAACGGGCCCAUGCUGAGAGGAAUAAGUACUGGUACAUUGUUGCCUCUAUACUAGGCACAGUUCUCGGCAUAGCUGGUUCCACAAUAAACAAUCGUCUCAAAAUGGCAGAGUUUCGUGACCUAAUGGAGCAGCAGAUGGCCCGCAGUGCCAGUGUACUGUACACUAUAGCUGGGGGAGGAACGGCCAGUCGAGCUGAUAUUACCGAGGCCAUGAAAACAGAAUUUGCUUAUCAGGAACAACUUGCACAAAACUUGAAUGAAAUGAAAGAUAAUGUUGAGACACUAGUCAGCAAAACUGCUUCAUUAAUUGAGCACAUAAAUCAUCAGCAGCAUGUCACUGAAACACAAAUCCGAGAGCUGAAGAGAUUGAUUGUGGCUGCUUCACAAAAUAGCGCCAAGUCCGAUGCAGAAAUAACCAAAGCUCUGUCAGUGGUCCAUCAAGAUUUGGAUGAUGACAAGAAGGUUGAACCACCAGCUGCACAAACUAACCAAAUUCUGACGACUCUGGGAAUUUUCAUGUGUGCUGUGGUGAUUUUCACCAACAUUCUUGGGCGAAUGAGUUGAUUUACUAUAUUAUUUAUUACAAAGGGGUUAUCCAAAGGUAUUCUUUUUAAGAUAAGAGUAUUCAUUAUGCUUGCAUAUUUCUCAUCACAAAAUGUUUAUGUUAAUCUUGGUUUACAGUGUACUUAGUUAUUCUACAAUCUUGCCUAGGUUGAAAAAUAGAAUUCUUUAUUUUCUAUUGCAAUCACUAAAAAAUUAAAGUUUUUUUGUACUCUCUUUCU
Aricia agestis (brown argus) is the source of this 1408-nucleotide messenger RNA. Its product is annotated as mitochondrial potassium channel-like. Lineage: Eukaryota; Metazoa; Arthropoda; Insecta; Lepidoptera; Lycaenidae. The record is from RefSeq and is a predicted model, not a curated record. The transcript has 6 exons. The coding region runs from base 114 to 1190 and encodes 358 amino acids.